Messenger RNA from Aspergillus clavatus NRRL 1, 1272 nucleotides. RefSeq names its product PH domain-containing protein. Lineage: Eukaryota; Fungi; Ascomycota; Eurotiomycetes; Eurotiales; Aspergillaceae. The coding region runs from base 1 to 1272 and encodes 423 amino acids. The record is from RefSeq and is a predicted model, not a curated record. The transcript is spliced from 2 exons.
AUGAAUCAAGUACUCGCCGACACCAUCCCGCCAGUUUCGGAGGCGCAUACAAAAGGCCCCUCGAUUCACUUUCCUGAUGGCACCGUCCAACAGUCAACGCCCUUUCGGCCUAUACAGGCAGCUCCUAUCUAUCGCAGUGGCCAUGUCAACUUGGAUACAUUCUCCCCGGUCAAUGAAAAUGGCAGCUUCGAAUUCGAUCGGGUCUUGAAAACUGGGAAGGUGUAUCGCCGAGUCAAACACAAGCAUGCAUUCCGAGCCUCCUGGAAACCCGCCUACCUUGUCCUUCGGCCAAAUCUCCUGUCAGUAUACAAAGAUGAGGAAGCGACAAGACUUCGGGCGUCUAUCACACUUUCGGAAGUCACAGCGGUUGCACCAGUCAGAUCGCCACGGUCAUCGCGACAAUACGUCUUUGGUAUAUUCUCACCGUCUAAGAACUACCGAUUCCAAGCCUCAUCAGAGAAAGACGCGGAUGACUGGAUCCAGCGCAUUCGUGCCGAAACCCGCAUGGAUGAGGAAGAGGAGGCUUUUCUGGCCCUGUCGCAGAAACGAAACAUACCCGCGACUAAGGCGCAGCACAUCGACGAUACAACAGAUCAUUCUGAUUUUGAUUAUCCCGUAAGAGCGAGCUCACCUGAAUUGGGUCGAGGUCUCUCUCCUGGUCGCUAUUCAAACCGGUUCGGCUCUUUACAGGACCACUCCGGGAACGAGAUUACUUCUUACUCAGAAUGGUCGGACGGGCCUUCAAGCAGCACAAACGUCCAUCUUAAGGCAAGGUCUUCUAUACCAAACCUUACAACUCCCCAAGCGCCGCCGCUCCCACGGGAUAAUAGUCGCCACCACGAUUUGGGGAUCUUGCGUGAUCCAGAAAGAGUUAUAUACAAUGGUUACCUUCAAUGUCUUCGGAUCAAGGGCGCGGUGCGCCAGUGGAAGCGCUUGUGGGUCGUUUUGCGUCCUAAGAGCCUUGGUUUCUACAAGGACGAUCAGGUAUGGGCAGCAUCGGUUUUGCGCCAUGAGAAGCUAACAGGGGAUGAACAGGAGUACUCAGCGAUCAAGAUCAUACCCAUGUCUCAAGUCAUCGAAGCUGCCGAGGUCGACCCUCUGUCGCGUUCCAAGAAGUUCUGCCUUCAGAUUAUCGCCGAAGACAAAUCAUACCGGCUAUGCGCGCCCGAUGAAGAGUCUCUGGCCAAAUGGCUGGGAUCUCUGAAAAGCAUCCUGAUCGCUCGGAAGAAGCUGGAGCCUGCAUCGGCGGUUACAGCAUCAGCAGCGCCGUAA